Owenia fusiformis is the source of this 1890-nucleotide messenger RNA. NCBI's taxonomy places the organism in Eukaryota, Metazoa, Annelida, Polychaeta, Sabellida, Oweniidae. The record is from the annotation of a GenBank genome assembly.
AUGACAAUGGUGAUGGUCGGAUUGUGUGUGCUCUUCCUAUUGGUUGUAAAUAGAGUUUUCGGACAGACUUGCCCAAGUGGCUGGGUGGGAAGCGGCGGGAAAUGUAUCGCCUUCCUUAAUACGCCCGGUAGUUUCCAAGACUCUAGGGAGACGUGCCAAAAACUCGGAGCAGAUCUAAUUAAAAUUGACACGCCAGAAAUCAAGACAUUGGUAGAAAGCCAAGUCGCUCAGUAUGGAGAUAAAUUCCAUUGGACGGGACUGUCUAAAGAUACAUCAUCGUGUCAGACCAAUUGGCGAUGGGGAGACAGUAAUACAGACACCUCUUACGUAACAUGGAGUAGCGAGCCAAACAACUGGAAGGGCAGAGAACACUGCGUUGAGAUCGUAAAGAAUGGCGUCUACAACGACAAUAAAUGUGAAAGAACUCUAGCCUUUAUCUGCGAGUAUACAUUAAAGAGAGGGGAGACUGUCUGUCCUGACGAAUGGGACCAACGAGGAGCUAAGUGUUACUACUUCAGUCCGAGGUCAGCGGACUUCCGUAAAACUUGGGCGGAUGCUAGAGUGGCAUGUAACGCCAUGAUGCCAGGUUCUGACCUUGUAACAAUUGAAGACCCGGAUGAAAAGGAUUACAUAAAGGCCAAAGUGAGCAAUCUAUGGAAAACAAGACCGGCUUGUUGCGGUUGGUGGACCGGACUAAACGAUCUUCCCAAUGGAGACACAGGGCCCUGGCGAUGGCUUGACGGUCAGCCCGGGGCAGUUGCAGGAGCGUUAAUUGAUUGGUCAGUUGAACCCAAUAAUUUCGGAGCCUCCAAGUAUUGUGGCGUCAUCUAUAAUUAUAAUACUUUUGAAGAUGAGGACUGCGACGCCAGACAAAAUUUUAUAUGUCAAGCUCCUGGGACAAGUUGUCCACCUACCUGGGUGGCAGGCGCAGGAAUGUGCUUUCAGUUUGUCCAACAGGAGGCCACUUGGGAUGAAGCUAGAUUAUAUUGUUCAACAACUAUUGGAAAUGGCGAUCUAGUCCAAUUUACAACACAAACUAUAGCCAGUUUCGUGAGUGGCCAGCUGGAAACGAUGAACAGUCCCGGUUGGUGGUGGACGGGGCUAAACGACCGUGACCAAGCCUCGAGGUGUUACGGAUGGGCGUGGACAGAUGGCACUACGGCAGAUCCGAAAUUAAUAAAUUGGAACACAGAGCCAAAUAAUUGGGGUGGCGGAGAACAUUGCGCCGAGAUGCGUAAAAAUGGUGUAUUCAAUGAUGUAGGAUGUGAUACUAAACAAGGGUUCAUAUGUAAAUACGUUUCCCCCUUGCCGUCUGUAUGUAUUCCCGGAUGGUGGCGAGGUGGUGAUAAUUGUUAUUUCCUGAGUGAUCGUUCUGAUGCAAAUAUUAUGACGUGGCAGAAUGCAAGAAUUUUCUGUCAGGGGAGGCAAGUCGGCGCCGACCUACUUUGGAUAACUUCUGAUGAUGAAAAUCAAUAUAUGCGCGACCAAAUAGCCAGACUUGCGUUAAAAUACCCAAAUGUUGGCAAAGGUUGGUACACUGGUAUGAACAACUUACCAAAUGGUGGAGUGCUCGGACCAUGGAAAUGGGCCGAUGGAUCACCGGUCGAUCCUGCAACUGUGACAUGGAAUGCAGAGCCGAAUGAGUUUGGUGACGUGGUAGAAUUUUGCGCUGCGCUGUACCAAGAUGGAAGCAUUCAUGACCAACCUUGCAGGUUUGCAAUGAGCGCUGUGUGUAUCGGAGGAGAGAAUGUUAAACCAAAUGGCGUUGCUCCAAAAACAACAGCGUUUACAUCAUUGUGCAUAUGUCUAUUAGUGUCAACUUUAGGACUGUAAUAAAACUGAUACCGGAUCAUUGUAGGAUCCAAAGUCUCGACUUUCCAUUCAAAUUCG